Molecule: messenger RNA, 330 nt
Organism: Paramuricea clavata
Lineage: Eukaryota; Metazoa; Cnidaria; Anthozoa; Malacalcyonacea; Plexauridae
Source: the annotation of a GenBank genome assembly
AUGGCUGCCUUGGAAUGGGUUUUCAAGCAUCGUUAUUUAAUUCUCCUUUGGAGUGAACUGGAAGUCUUGCUUUUUUCAGCCAUAAUUUAUGGCUGGGCAGCUCUAGCAGUAGUCUUGAAACAAGAUAACAUAUUUCAUGACUUGUGCGAACGUACAAACAACGGAAAUUCGACUUUGACAAUCGGCGAAUAUUGCCUCAAAAACUAUAUUGAUGAACGAUUAGAUUUGGUUUUUCUGACCGGUGUUCUUUCGUUUAAUGCAAUUGGUAUUGUUUCUGGACCUUUUCUAGACCGCUUUGGACCGAGAAAAACACGGCUGCUUUCGAGGUAG